CAAAACACAACACAAUUUGUUACUCUAUUUAUGAUUAUAAAAGAUCCCUUUUGCCAUUUUUAUUCAUUUAUGUAAUACAUAGUAACAGGUUGAUAUUAUUUCAUUACGUAAUCAUCAAUUACAUAAGUAAAUAGUCUUAUACAAUAUAGUACAUACCAUUACAUAGAAAUAACCAAAAAAUUACAAAUAGAUUAAAGAAUAUGAAUUGCAUAAAAUUCUAUCUAACAUCAUUUGUAAUUAUUGUAAUUUCUAUUGUAUUGAUCAAUUGUAAUCGAAUGAUACAUGAAUAUGAUGAACCUCUAAUGGAUUCAACUAAUUCAGAUUACAUGACAGACAUUCCCAGUGGAGAAUUAUGGUUUAAACGCGUACAUGAACAUAGAUUUGAUAAAAAGGAUAGAUCCCCAAUAUCAGUUAAACGUCCACAGAAAUCAGUCAAUUAUUAUUAUGAUCUUUAUCGACAAUCAAUGUUACCGACAAAUGAAUUUCUUGGUUAACUUGAAAACCAUAUUUUUCUUUCAUUCAUAUGUAAUUAAUGUUUAAAAGAAAAUACAAAUAAAUAAACAAUGAAUGGUCAA
Messenger RNA from Schistosoma curassoni, 575 nucleotides. NCBI's taxonomy places the organism in Eukaryota, Metazoa, Platyhelminthes, Trematoda, Strigeidida, Schistosomatidae. The record is from the annotation of a GenBank genome assembly.